CAUUAGCUGCGGGCCUGAACGAAGACGACAACAUGGCAGCGGGUAGUGUUCUUCCCACCUAUCAACGCUAUGUAAAUGGUGUGCCUGUACCGCAAGGACGUAAAACACUGCGUUUAAGAGAGAAAUACAUAAUAUUACUAGUGUUUUUAACAUUUGGGAUAGUAUGUUUUGGGGCAUUUUUCCUUUUACCAGAUCUCCGGGACCGGGUUACAAUGGACGAAAUGAGAAAACAUAUCCAAGAAGCUGGAAACGUCAUAUUUUUCCCACAGGCCGAACUGGGGGCUGAUGGUCACCCUCUUGUUGGGGCGAAAGUUUUGAGGCAUGGUGAUAUGAUCGAUCCUCACAAGAUAGUUGACAAGGCGGAACUUCGGAAAAAAAUCGAUGUUGCAUGGGAACAGCAGAAACUGAAUGAAGCACUCGGUGAUAGGCUAAAUGUGAAACCCGGGGAAGCUCAAGACAUGAAAGACAAAAUUCAAGAAGAAAAAAAUGUAAUCUUGAUGAAGAAGAAAGAAGAAGAACAAUUGGCAAAGCAAGAAGAAAUAAAGAAACAGCUUGAAGUUAAAAAGGAGCAUGAAGGCCAUGCUUUACCUGAUGCAGCAGCAGGGGGCUCUCAUGAUGAUGAGGAAAACAAGAUGAGGAGAGAGAAAGUGAAGGAGAUGAUGAGACAUGCCUGGUCUAACUAUGAGAAGCAUGCUUGGGGAGCAAACGAACUUCGACCCAUCUCAAAACGAGGUCACACUGCCAGCAUCUUUGGAACCCUUUCUCUGGGAGCAACAAUCGUUGACGCCAUUGACACUCUUUACUUGAUGGGCAUGAAUGAAGAGUUCAAGAAGGCCAGAGACUGGAUUGCCACAAGUUUCCACUUUGAAGGGUCUACUGAAUUAUCUGUGUUCGAGACCAACAUCCGGUUUGUGGGUGGGCUACUAGCUUCCUACGCUCUGUCAGGAGACCCGAUGUUCAAGGACAAGGCGAAACAAAUUGCUGACAAGCUCCUCCCAGCCUUCAACACCCCAUCGGGCAUCCCACAGUCCAUGGUGAACAUCAAAACUGGUAGCAGUCGGAACUGGGGUUGGGCCUCUGGAGGCUGCUCCAUCCUGGCUGAGUUUGGAUCUCUACAUCUGGAAUUUGCCUAUCUGUCCUCCAUCACAGGGGAGGAUACAUACCUCAAGAAGGUUCUGAAGAUCCGGGAAGUGCUGCGACAGCUAGAGAAGCCCAAUGGACUCUACCCCAACUACCUGAACCCUCGGACUGGCAAGUGGGGGCAGUUGGCGGUGUCAGUGGGUGCUCUGGGAGACAGCUUCUAUGAGUACCUCCUCAAACAGUGGAUCAUGUCGGGCAAGACAGACACUGUAGCCAAGGACAUGUAUGAUGAAGCAGUGAAGGGUAUUGAGGACAAGCUCAUCCAGACGUCCAGCGGAGGCCUGAAGUACUUCGCCGAAUACAAGUCUGGUCGUCUGGAACACAAGAUGGACCAUAUGUCCUGCUUUGCUGGUGGAAUGUUUGCUUUGGGAGCAGAGGAUUCGAAUGACAAACAGAAAUAUCUCAAUCUUGGUGCGGAGAUUAGCAAGACUUGCUACCAGUCUUAUGAUAGAUCACCAACAAAGCUUGGACCUGAAGCAUUCCGAUUUGACAGCACAACAGAAGCCAAAGCUACAAGACAGAAUGAGAAAUACUAUAUCCUACGGCCUGAGGUGAUAGAAACCCAUUUCUACAUGUGGAGGUUCACAAAGGACAAGAUAUACCGAGACAGGGCCUGGGAGGCUGUGCAGGCUCUGGAGAAAUGGUGUCGUGUGGAUGGUGGGUACAGUGGGAUACGAGAUGUCUACCAGAUCAACCCCCCACAGGACGAUGUACAACAGAGCUUCUUUUUAGCUGAAACACUCAAAUAUUUAUACCUUAUUUUCUCUGAGGAUGAUCUUUUACCUCUAAAUAAGUGGGUACUGAAUACAGAGGCACAUCCCUUACCCAUCCUAUCCUGAAACAACUAGUUCUACUUACAUCUUAUCAUUGAAAUGUGCACAAAACCUUGGUCUUCUUCUAAUAACAUCUGACCUGCAACAUUUAGUGCAUGUUGUCGGGCGUGAGGUGGAAUGUUAUAGUCACUUUAUCUAUGUGUUCUGAAUGGCUGAGUGUGUAAAUACCUGUUAAUGGCAGUGUGCAAGAGUUUGGGAAACUUGAUAAUUUAUCACCAUAUGAAUAUUGUGUUUUGUCUGUCAACAGAGAAGCAUUGUCAUCUAUUAUGUGUUCCUGGGUAGUAUUGGUUUUAUGAAAUCAAUAAUAAGGCAUAUGUAUAUAAGUGUGAUUGCAACAAUUAUUUCAUAAUAUAUGUAUCGAACCUAAAGUUAUGUGUAGAUUAAGUGAGAAGAUAUACAAGUUUGAUUAUUAACACUAAGUUAAACACUUUGUUGUAGGAAAGUAGAUGAAGAUAUUGUGAAUAUUAUUAUUAUCACAUAUUGUGUGAUCAUGUGUGACAAAUGUUAGUGUUCCUUUCAAAAAAUGACUGAAAAGAUUCACAGAAAUGAUACUGUAAUACAACUGUAUGCCGGUGAUGGGUUUGAAUGUUUGUGACCCCCAGAAAGAUUUCCUCAUCAUAUAGAAUUUGACAGUCUCGUGAGAAGAGUAUACAUGCCAGUCUGUGUGUACAUCUGAUGGAGUGAGUGUCCUUUCACCAAGGAUGGAGUUCUUAAGGAGACAGGGAAGCUGUGUUUUCAGGCGCUGCAUUUUCACUGUGCAGGAUUAUCUCCCUUAGUCCUUCCUGGAUCAGGGGUUCAAAUUUGACCUGAUUAUUUAUUAUGCUUGAUCUGUCAACAUUCAUACUUCUUUGUUUCACCAAGAAGAUCAUCACACAACAUCCAGGAUGUUUGGGGUUUUCCUCUAUCAUUAAGCUGACACGUAAACACUGGACGUAAUACUGAAGGUUUAUUGCAAGUCUCGCAUUGUAGCACAUUGUUUCCUGGGUUGACAGUAUGUACACAUAUGCACUAUGUAGAAGGUUAUAACAGCCACAGCCUUGUAGUCGUGCUUUUGUGAUUGUCAUGAUAUUUAGGUAAUGUACAUUCUAAAAUUGCAAGACUGUUAUGUCUCGAAGUUUGAGGAUGUAAUACAGCUCACCCCUGUUACACCAGACACCAUUGCAGACUGGCUCACUUCCACUGUAUACAGGGCCUGUGACAACUGAGUAAUCAAAAAUGUGUCUGGUGUUGUGCAUUGAGAGAUACCUGUGGCCUGUGGAAGGUGUGCAAGGGAUUGGUGUUGUGUAUUGAGAGAUACCUGUGGAAGGUGUGCAAGGGAUUGGUGUUGUGUAUUGAGAGAUACCUGUGGAAGGUGUGCAAGGGAUUGGUGUUGUGCAUUGCGAGAUGCGUGUGGAAGGUGUGCAAGGGGUUGUGCUCUGCAACAGUCAUUGAGUGCUAGUGUUAUCGAUGUUGUUUCUCCUCAUUGUUGUGGUGGUUAUUUAAAGGAAAACACUGUUUGGAUGACCAUAGCAUUGUCCUAAAUACUCGUAACAGGCAACUAGUUUGUGAGCACAGUUGAUACGCAGUAGUGUAAUUCGUGUCUACUGUAACAACAUUGUUUGAUGCUAGUACUAUCAACCACAGGUUUGUCGGCCAUCAGGUUGUAGGCCAUCUUGUUCACUACGCAUGAGAUAUUUAGUGAAAUGUUUUAUGUGAUGUCCUUGGUAGUUAUCACCGGAAGACUUAUGUGAACUUCUUUGUAAGGGCUAUCAUAAAGGUUUCUAUUGGUUGAGACUACAGAGAGUGCUUAUAUUUGCUGGUUUUGACAGUCAAGUGUGUCUGUUGUGUUUGUGGACAAGACAACGAAACUCAAUAGGACAAUGUUCAACAGAACAUGUAGAUCAUCAUAUCGUGCAUAUUCUAGAAAGUUAUAUUCAUCUGUUCAAGGUCAUCUGGUUCAAUGAUGUGCCACCUGUGAAAAUCCGGGUUAGAAUUGAUCUUCAGUAACCCAUGCUUGUCGUAAGAGGCGACUAACGGGAUCGGGUGGUCAGGCUCGCUGACUUGGUUGACACAUGUUGUCGGUUCACAAUUUAAGGAUCUUUCCAGCUCAUAACCCUUUUCAUGUUUUCUUUCACUGUCAAACUGUUUACAGUGGUUUCUGUUUGAGGUUGUCUUCAGGUACACAGCAUACACAUCAAAACUCGUGUUUUAUUCAAGGGUCACAUUAUUCUUUCUCUAAUGAUCAUCAGGAAUUGAGCAAGUCGUCUUUUGGCAUUAAAAAUGAUGAUAUUGUGCUA
Haliotis rubra (blacklip abalone) is the source of this 4249-nucleotide messenger RNA. Its product is annotated as mannosyl-oligosaccharide 1,2-alpha-mannosidase IA-like. Gene Ontology annotation, molecular function: mannosyl-oligosaccharide 1,2-alpha-mannosidase activity; calcium ion binding. Gene Ontology annotation, cellular component: endoplasmic reticulum; Golgi membrane. Lineage: Eukaryota; Metazoa; Mollusca; Gastropoda; Lepetellida; Haliotidae. The transcript is spliced from 11 exons. The record is from RefSeq and is a predicted model, not a curated record. Gene Ontology annotation, biological process: carbohydrate metabolic process; N-glycan processing. The coding region runs from base 33 to 1979 and encodes 648 amino acids.